This is a messenger RNA of Epithele typhae, 906 nucleotides long. Its product is annotated as heterokaryon incompatibility protein-domain-containing protein. The record is from RefSeq and is a predicted model, not a curated record. Lineage: Eukaryota; Fungi; Basidiomycota; Agaricomycetes; Polyporales; Epitheliaceae. The transcript has 2 exons. The coding region runs from base 1 to 906 and encodes 301 amino acids.
AUGUGGCUUCUAAGCACGAAGACAGGGAGGCUCACGUACUACUCAUCUGUGCACAAGGCCCCCAAGUACGCUAUCCUUUCACACGUCUGGCGACUUCCCGAAGAAGGCGGGGAGGACUCAUUCCAACUCGUCGAAGCGUAUGCGAAAAAAUGCGACCGCAAACAUCUCAUCAACCGUGGCACCGCUACGCCUCGCGAUUUCCUCAGUGACAAAGUCCGCCGGUUUCUUAUCGGGGCAGCAGAAGCGGGCUUGGACUUUGCCUGGUGCGACACGUGUUGCAUCGACAAGACGAGCAGCGCGGAGCUCUCCGAGGCGAUCAACUCCAUGUUCGAGUACUACGCCCGGGCGCACGUUUGUGUUGCCUAUCUCGCUGACGUUGCGCCCGUCAAGGGUCGAGAAUACUACGGCGACCAGAUCAUCGAUUCUAGCUCGGCCCGCAUCCCUUCCAGCAAGUGGUUCCACCGCGGAUGGACACUCCAGGAGUUGCUCGCGCCUCAGGUCGUCGUAUUUCUCGCCAGUGAUUGGUCCAGAAUCGGGACGAAGUGCGACCUAGCGGAGUUCCGCUUUAUGACUAGUGUUCUUCCUGCCUCCAUUCUUCGCUGCGAACAGGACCUCUCGGACAUAAGCGUCUCUGUACGCUUGUCGUGGGCUUCGCAGAGACAGACAACGCGCUGGGAGGACCAGGCAUACUGUCUUUUUGGGCUCUUUGGAAUUAACAUGCCGACGCUCUAUGGCGAAGGCGGCAAUGCGUUCUACCGCCUCCAGGAAGAGAUUCUGAGGACACACCCUGAUUUUUCUUUAUUCGCAUGGGACUAUGAAAGGGAAAAACCCAGUACUGAAUACAACAAAGUAUGUACUACUACCACUGGUGCAAUCGUCGUGUUGACACCCUCUUUAGCAAUCUAG